AUGGCCGGCAUGACCGUCAAGUAUCGCUCGCACGUGCUCUUGGUCUUCUUCGGCGUCGCACUGCUUGGUGCAAGCGAGGAAGGGUACGGCGUCACGGGUCUGCAGGCGUGUAUGGAAUCGCUAGGCGGCGUCGGAUACUGCGAGGACAACGAGGACGGCGGGAUCAUGAACAUCGUGCACUUGUUCCGCAAUAGUGUCGUCGAGACGAUCUGGGAAGGCACCAUGAGUGUCGUGGCCGAGGACGUGUAG
This is a messenger RNA of Rhinocladiella mackenziei CBS 650.93, 249 nucleotides long. RefSeq lists its product as uncharacterized. NCBI's taxonomy places the organism in Eukaryota, Fungi, Ascomycota, Eurotiomycetes, Chaetothyriales, Herpotrichiellaceae. The transcript has 2 exons. Gene Ontology annotation, molecular function: oxidoreductase activity, acting on the CH-CH group of donors. Bases 1 to 249 code for a protein of 82 amino acids. The record is from RefSeq and is a predicted model, not a curated record.